GUUAAUGCAAUGCAAUUAUAUGUUAAUUAAAUUUAAAAAUAAGAUCAUAUUCAUAUUUAUAUAAUACUAGAAACUUUUUGAUCGAAGGUCUAAUGGAAGCUCUAUACGAAGAAAUAAGAAGGAAUCCUUCAAAACCUGACAUACAUUUUACAACGAUUUAUCCAUUUUACGUUGAUACAGGAUUAGCAAAUGAUCCUAAGUAUAGAUUUCCUUACAUUUUCGGAAUCGUUAAACCGGAAUAUGCGGCUUGCGAAAUAAUUCAAGCUAUUAAGAAAAAUUAUACGGAAUAUUCGAUCCCACGAUGUCUCCUUUCCUUGAAUGCCAUAAAUAGAAUUAUUCCGGAGUCUGCAAUGCGACUGAUCCUUGAUUUCCUUGUAGACGUCGAUCGUUGAAUCAUGUAAAAAAUUAAUUGCAUCUGAUUAUUACAUAACAAUUUAAAAA
Polistes dominula (European paper wasp) is the source of this 441-nucleotide messenger RNA. RefSeq names its product short-chain dehydrogenase/reductase 3. Gene Ontology annotation, cellular component: lipid droplet. Gene Ontology annotation, molecular function: oxidoreductase activity, acting on the CH-OH group of donors, NAD or NADP as acceptor. The record is from RefSeq and is a predicted model, not a curated record. NCBI's taxonomy places the organism in Eukaryota, Metazoa, Arthropoda, Insecta, Hymenoptera, Vespidae.